Elephantulus edwardii (Cape elephant shrew) is the source of this 2031-nucleotide messenger RNA. RefSeq names its product leucine-rich repeat, immunoglobulin-like and transmembrane domains 3 (gene LRIT3). NCBI's taxonomy places the organism in Eukaryota, Metazoa, Chordata, Mammalia, Macroscelidea, Macroscelididae. The transcript has 4 exons. The record is from RefSeq and is a predicted model, not a curated record. Gene Ontology annotation, molecular function: protein binding. The coding region runs from base 1 to 2031 and encodes 676 amino acids.
AUGCAUCUGUUUAUAAAUCUGUGCGUUGCACUCAGCUUUAUAGUGGAAUUGAGAGGUUCGUGUCCCUCCCAGUGCACUUGCAGAUCUCACGGCCCAGACGACGGCACAGGAUCAAGGCUGGUGCUCUGCAAUGACCUGGAUAUGAAUGAGGUCCCUACGAACCUUCCUGUAGACACCGUGAAACUUCACAUAGAGAAGACUAUUCUUCACAGAAUCCCUGCUGAGGCCUUCUACUACCUGGUGGAGCUCCAGUGCCUCUGGGUGACUUGCAAUUCCGUGAUCAGCAUUGAGUCCAGCAGCUUUUACAACCUCAAGAAGCUGCAUGAGCUGCGCUUGCAUGGGAAUUCCCUGGCUGCUUUCCCUUGGGCAUCUCUCCAAGAGAUGCCCCGUCUGAGGACUCUGGAUUUACACAAUAACAGAAUAACCAGUGUGCCAACUGAGGCCACCAGAUACCUGAAAAACCUCACUUACCUGGAUUUAUCAAGCAACAGACUAACCACACUGCCACCAGAUUUCAUGGAGAGCUGGUCCCAUUUCUCAGCUGAAAUAGCUUCUAGAAGCCUGGACUUUGCACAUAGAAGAAUCGUUCUUGGCUUACAGGACAAUCCUUGGUUCUGUGACUGCCAUAUUUCUAAAAUGAUUGAGCUGUCGAAGGUUGCUGACCCUACAGUGGUGCUCUUGGACCCACUGAUGGUCUGCAAUGAACCGCAGAGCCUCGCGGGCAUUCCAUUCCAGCGUGCUGAGCUGGCGCAGUGUCAGAAGCCAUCUGUGAUGACCUCAGCCACCAAAAUCACAUCUGCUCUGGGCAGCAAUGUCCUGCUGAGAUGUGAUGCCACCGGCUAUCCAACCCCAGAGCUCACAUGGAUCAGGUCCAACAGCGCAGCGGUGAAUUAUGCAGUAAUUCAAGAAUCUCCAGGGGAAGGAGUCAGAUGGUCCAUAAUAAGUCUUACAGGCAUUUCUUACAAGGAUGCUGGGGAUUACAAAUGCAAGGCCAAAAAUUUGGCUGGAAUGUCAGAAGCUGUGGUUACUGUGACAGUGGUUGGCGUGGUCACAACCACCACAUCACUGGAAACAUUAGAAAGAACUGGAGAAGAUCAUCCCCAUCAGGAAGUGAUGCCAGGAUCUAGAAGAUCUGUAUCCACGCUUAAUUCAUCACCCUCUCCCUUGCACUUUUCUUCCACUUCUUUGUCUGCUUCUACUUUAUCUCCUCCCUCCACUGCUUCCUUCUCCCCUUCCAACUCCCCCGUUGGUUCUUGGACUACAAUUCUAAGCACUAAAAUGUCAACAAGCACCACCAUGGUCAAUAGAUGGCCACUCCAGCUCCACCUAGAAGGGAAAAGGAAUUUAAAGGUAGAGAUGGAUGGACGGAAGCUUCCCCUAGAAAGUGCAAGCAAAAAAGAAGAGUUGGCAUUAUUGGAUCAAGCAACGCCUGUGGAGACAAAUGCCACAAUCGAAAACCUCAGAGUGGUCAGAGAGACUGAAGAGAGUGUGACUCUGAUGUGGAAUACUGUCAAUAGCACAUAUAAUUCUGCAGUGACUGUGCUGUAUUCUAAGUAUGGUGAAAAAGACCUGCUCCACCUGAAUGUAGAGGCAAGCAAGAACCAAGUCACUGUAGAAGGGUUGGAGUCUGGCAGGCAGUACAUAGCAUGUGUGUGUCCCAAAGGGGCACCUCCCCAGGUAGACCAGUGUAUCACCUUCUCUACCAACAGAGUUGGAGAAGGUGAUUUCCCAGGGUCUUUCCUUAUUGUGGUGAGCUGUACUGCCUGUGUAAUUGUCAUGCCAUUGAUUUGUUAUCUCUUGUACAAAGUUUGCAAGCUUCAGUGUAAGACAGAACUUUUUUGGGAAGAUGACCUGGCCAAAGAGACUUAUAUCCAAUUUGAGACCCUGUCCCCCAGGUCUCAGAGUGUAGCGGAACUCUGGACACAAAGGUAUAAAGAUGACUCAGAGAAAUUGCUACUUUGUUCUAGAUUGAGUGUGGAGUCUGAGAUGACCUUUAAAAGUGAGGGUUCUAAAUUAGAGUACUAUGGCUAA